Messenger RNA from Gongylonema pulchrum, 557 nucleotides. Lineage: Eukaryota; Metazoa; Nematoda; Chromadorea; Rhabditida; Gongylonematidae. The record is from the annotation of a GenBank genome assembly.
UUGUUUUUAGUGUUUUUUACACUUUACAGAGGUGUUGAAGCAGAUCGGAAUUAUCCGUUUCAUUUACAAACCGAAUUUUCACAUAUCAUCUGUUGUGUUGUGCCAUGUGUUAGCCCAUUCACACCGUACGGUUUGGCCCCAUUCACUCGUAUUGGUGAUGGGAGCAUGGAUUUGGCGCUAAUUCCACGAAUUUCACGUUGCGCAAAUUUGUCAUUCAUUCGAAAAGUUGCAAUGAGCGGACCAAAAAGUGUCUUAUCAAUGGGCAAUAAACUCAAUGUAUUCCGUGUUGCACGAUGGGCAUUCACACCGGCUUCACUGCUCGAAAAUCCCAACAAAUAUUACCGCAACCAAAAGAUGCAACAUUCCAGUUCAGGUGAGUUUUUUUUGGACAUUGCUAAGUGUUUCCGUAACCUUUUUGCCACGCUGCAUCCUCGACUUAUCAAAUAUUUUGGCCGUGAAGUUGAUUUAAAUGCUCCAGCUGGACGCACCGGUUGCUGUUCCCGGGAUCAUCGGAAACUCUCAAAUAUUGUCCGAAUACCAUUGAGCAGUUCGUAAUC